Musa acuminata AAA Group (dessert banana) is the source of this 597-nucleotide messenger RNA. RefSeq names its product E3 ubiquitin-protein ligase Os04g0590900-like. The record is from RefSeq and is a predicted model, not a curated record. The transcript has a single exon. Gene Ontology annotation, molecular function: transferase activity. Bases 1 to 597 code for a protein of 198 amino acids. Lineage: Eukaryota; Viridiplantae; Streptophyta; Magnoliopsida; Zingiberales; Musaceae. Gene Ontology annotation, biological process: protein ubiquitination.
AUGGCCACCAUUGACAAGCAGCAAAGCAAGGACUUCUCUUUGGGUUUCUGCAGCUUCUACUGCCCCCAAUGGUGCUACGUCGUCUUCCCACCUCAUGCCUCUCCCGUCGUUAAUUUCACCAACGAGAGCUCCGGCAGUACUUUCCCCUUGCUCCUGAUCGCCAUCGUCGGCAUCCUCACGAGCGCCUUCCUCCUCCUUAGCUACUACACCAUCGUCUCGAAGUACUGCGGCACCUUCAGCUCUCCACGGGGGCGGCCCCGGCCUGGACCAGGGCCCGACGUCCGUGAAGCUUGGCGCUUCUGCCCAUCGAAUGGGCUCGACGAGGCCGUGAUCGGUAACAUCACGGUCUGCAGAUCCGAGAGAGGCGAUGGUCUGGUCGAGGGCACCGAUCGCGCGGUGUGCCCGAGCAAGUUCCGGGAGGACGGGAGCCUCCGGUUGCUCCCCAAGUGCAGCCAUGCCUUCCACGUUCCAUGCAUCGAUGCUUGGCUGAAAUCGCACUCCAACUGCCCCCUCUGUCGAGCCAACUUCGUGUCUGUGAAUUCACCAGCUCCUCCUCCACCACCCACCGGCGGCAGAGAACAGUCAUCCGGUCGAUGA